UCCCUGUCGCCAGCAUCUGACGAAAAGCCCAAGGAAGGAGUCAAGACUGAGAACAACGAUCAUAUUAAUUUGAAGGUGGCGGGGCAGGAUGUCUCCGUGGUGCAGUUGAAGAUUAAGAGGAAUACACCACUUAGUAAACGAAUGAAAGCCUAUUGUGAACGACCGGGUUUGUCAAUGAGGCAGAUCAGAUUCCGAUUUGAUGGGCAGCCAAUCAAUGAAACAGACACACCUGCACAGCUGGAAAUGGAGGAUGAAGAUGCAAUUGACGUGUUCCAGCAGCACACAGGAGGUGUCUACUCAAAAGGGAACCUGCUACUUUAGUCCAGAAUUCUGUUCCUCCGGACCCAGAAGACGUUCUCAAUUAGAAAACCACAAUUUGGUUCCACCACAUCCUGACUACUACAGUAUAGUUUCUCUAUUCUUUCAUUUUCCCCUUCCCCAUUCCUUUAUUGUACCUAAAGUAACUGGUGUAUGUGCACAAGCAUAUUGCCUUUUUUUUUUUUAACUAAACGGCCAACGGUAUGUUUUGAUCGACAUCAAAUGGAGACGGAA
Balaenoptera musculus (blue whale) is the source of this 552-nucleotide messenger RNA. Its product is annotated as small ubiquitin-related modifier 2-like. The transcript has a single exon. The annotation marks the transcript as partial. NCBI's taxonomy places the organism in Eukaryota, Metazoa, Chordata, Mammalia, Artiodactyla, Balaenopteridae. Gene Ontology annotation, cellular component: nucleus. Gene Ontology annotation, molecular function: ubiquitin-like protein ligase binding; protein tag activity. The record is from RefSeq and is a predicted model, not a curated record. Gene Ontology annotation, biological process: protein sumoylation.